AAUUUAUUAUACUGUAAGUGUAUUUUUAUUAAAAUUUUAGAGUUGUUAGUAUAAAAGAUGGUGGAUUCAGUUUUAGGUAUUUCUGUGGAAUUUCCUAAAUGGAAGACUCGUAUAGUCAAAUCGGACCAUUUCGGGCCCAUGGACUACAACAAGCCAGCCCACAUUUUGAACAGCUCUAUUCCAGAAGAAGAGAAAGCUUAAGAACUGAAUGGCAUGAAACGUAUGGUUGUUGAACCCUAAAGUCGAACUACAAGUGACGCAGCGAGCUAUCGGAGAACGGAAAAGAAAGUAAUCUUUCUUUAAUUUACCUUCUGUUUUUUUUAUUUCAAUUGCAUCCGGCAACUCGAUCUUCCCCUAUACCCUGGCAGGAGGGUCUAGAGAUUGAGAGGAGCAUUAUGCAGGGAGGAGUUUCAACUUUUGCACGUAGCUCCUUUUCUGAAGUUUGAAGAAACAGAGAAUUUGUACCAUUGAAAAUGUGGUAGCUGUCUGUGUUGAUUUUAUUGGGGUGUUUGCUCUUAACGGAUCUUGGAAAAGGAAUAAAGAUAAUAGGAAGAGGAAGAAGCAACAGAAGGUGGAGUGAGGAAGAUGGAAUGCAAUAAAGAUGAGGCUGCAAAGGCAAAACAGAUUUCUGAGAAGAAAUUUUUGGCCAAGGACCUUGCUGGAGCAAAGAGAUUUGCUUUGAAGGCCCAAAAUUUGUAUCCUGGUCUUGAGGGCGUGCAACAUUUGGUAUCAACACUUGAUGUAUACAUAUCAGCAGAGAACAAGAUAAAUGGGGAAUCAGAUUGGUAUGGGAUCCUUGGUACAGAUCCACAAGCUGAUGAUGAGACAGUGCGAAAACAGUAUAGGAAGCUUGCUCUGAUGCUUCACCCUGACAAAAACAAGUCUAUAGGAGCUGAUGGAGCAUUUAAGCUUAUUUCUGAGGCAUGGAGCUUAUUAUCUGAUAAGACUAAGAGAGUAGCAUAUGACCAGAAAAGGAAAAAUGUUAAAGCAUCUCAAAAGGUUUCAAAUCCUGCCGGGGGCUCAUCAGCAGCACCAGAGUCCAGCGGUUUUUCUAAUUUCACCAGAUCGAGUACGAAGACACAAAAGAGUACUCAGACGCAUAAGAGUACUCCUCGAAGUAGUCAUUCCUCAGCUACAUUCGCUUCGCAUAAGUCGAAGCCCAGUACCUUUUGGACUGUAUGUCAUCGAUGCAAGAUGCAAUAUGAGUAUCUUAGAGUUUAUCUUAAUCAUAAUCUCCUAUGUCCUAAUUGCCAUGAGCCAUUUUUAGCUGUUGAAACAGCCCCCCCUCCUUCAAGUGGUUCCAAGUCUUCUACCACCUGGAAUUUUUCUCAGCAGCGACAGAAUUCAAAUCAUCAACCUUCCAGUAAAAAUACAUCAAAUUCUGGUAGUAACACUAUGGCCCCUCCAAAUGCUGGACCAGGAGGGUUCAGCGGAUCAGAUUCAUGCAAUCAGACCAACUUCCAAUGGGGUCCAUUCUCCAGAGCAGGUGGUGCCUCAUCUGUUGCACAAGCUGCAAGUGUGGUUCAGCAGGCAUAUGAAAAAGUGAAAAGAGAGCGUGAGGAAGCCCAGGCAGCCACAAAAAGAGAGGAGGCCCUUAAGCGAAAAAAUCAUGCGCCCAAAAGACCGGGUAAUGUAUCCACUGGUGGCUACUCGAAUUCUGCUAAGAGAAGGAGAAGCAAUGAAGAUGUUGGUCUGAGCAACUGUGGAAGCCAUGUUUCAAAUCAAGUGGGUGUAGGGGAAGAAGCUAGAAAAUAUGAUUUAUCUGGAACCAAGAAGGGUAAUGCAACAGUUAGAGUCAAUGGAAUCACCCAGCCGUAUGGCACAGGGGAUGAUUCCCAGUUUGGAAUGCAAACCAUUCUGAUGGAAAAGGCUAGGAGAGAAAUUCGUCAUAAAUUAAUUGAUUUUAACUCAAGUAAAUCUGUUGUUAAAAAUGGGACAAGCAAUGCAAGAGAAAAUAAUCGAGAAGUAUUUCAGACAGAACCUGACACGUGUGAUCAAAAUAAGUCUGCCAAGCCACUGAGUACAGAGAAUGGUAAGUGUUCUUCUGGUACUUCUGGUGCAAGAGAAGGUGGAGAAACUCUGGAACCGAUGUCGAUAGAUGUCCCAGAUCCUGAUUUUCAUAAUUUUGACAAGGAUCGAAUUGAGAAGUGUUUUGGAGAAAACCAGGUAUGGGCUGCAUAUGAUAUUGAUGAUGGGAUGCCCCGAUAUUAUGCCAUGGUCCAUAAAAUAAUCUCUUUGAAUCCGUUUAAGAUGAAGAUCAGCUGGCUUAAUUCAAAGACUAACAACGAGAUAGGCCCGCUAAACUGGGUUGGUUCUGGAUUCUCAAAGACUUGUGGUGAAUUCAGAGUUGGCAGAUAUGAGAUUUAUAAGUCACUCAAUUCUUUUUCACACAAGAUAAAGUGGACAAAAGGCACUCGUGGGGUGAUUCAGAUAUACCCGAAGAAAGGAGAUGUUUGGGCUCUGUAUCGGAAUUGGACUCCUGACUGGAAUGAGUUGACAGAAGAUGAGGUAAUACACAAGUAUGACAUGGUGGAAGUGCUUGAAGAUUACAGUGAUCAGCAAGGUGUAACUGUGGCUCCAUUAGUAAAGGUUGCUGGUUUCAAGACUGUGUUCCAUCAGCAUUUGGACCCUGGAGAAAUCAGGUCUAUUCCAAAGGAAGAGAUAUUUCGGUUUUCUCAUCAAGUUCCCUCAUACUUGCUUACAGGUCAAGAAGGUCCAAAUGCUCCAAAAGGUUGUCGGGAGCUGGAUCCAGCAGCUACUCCAUUGGAACUUCUUCAAGUAAUAAUAGACGUCAAGGAUGAAGAGAUUUUAGAUAAUGAAGAAAAAUUAAAGGAAGAAAGAAGAUAGCAAAUGAUGUUUAAACAAUUUGUGGUAGUAGGGACAAAUCUGUAAGAGCCGUGGAGGACAUAAGGGAAAUUGUAAAGAUAGUGAAGUAGGAAUUAUAGACGAUAUAUCGCUGAAUAUAAGUGGAACAGGCAGUAGAAAAGGUGGUUAGUAAGAAUUAUACAUUAUAUGUCAAAACUUAUUGAUUUUAUUUAAGUGGAACGUUGAGGCUGCAAUUUUACUUUAUUUCAAGUGGGCUGGAUCUCAUAAGCCAUGAUAAUUGGGACAACCAGUGGAGGUAUGAUGGUGUACACUGAUUUUGAGAGAUGGUAGCUGCCCGCCUGAUAUCUCUUUCCCCAUUAACCUGUAGCAGAUAUGAGAAUGCUUUUUUGUACUGGAACAAAAGUUAUUAUUGUUCUGAAGAACUCACUUGCUCUAAUAAUAAUCAUCUGUUCCAGUGA
Messenger RNA from Ricinus communis (castor bean), 3284 nucleotides. RefSeq lists its product as uncharacterized. NCBI's taxonomy places the organism in Eukaryota, Viridiplantae, Streptophyta, Magnoliopsida, Malpighiales, Euphorbiaceae. The record is from RefSeq and is a predicted model, not a curated record. The transcript has 3 exons. The coding region runs from base 586 to 2847 and encodes 753 amino acids.